Messenger RNA from Pristis pectinata (smalltooth sawfish), 4512 nucleotides. RefSeq names its product sorting nexin family member 21 (gene snx21). Gene Ontology annotation, cellular component: early endosome membrane. The transcript has 3 exons. Lineage: Eukaryota; Metazoa; Chordata; Chondrichthyes; Rhinopristiformes; Pristidae. Gene Ontology annotation, molecular function: protein binding; phosphatidylinositol phosphate binding. Gene Ontology annotation, biological process: protein transport. The coding region runs from base 80 to 1339 and encodes 419 amino acids. The record is from RefSeq and is a predicted model, not a curated record.
GCAGCAGCCUCCUGCCUCCCCGCCAGCGCCUUUAGUUCUGCUGCCCUGGCUGAGCGCUCUGUGAUUCCACACGCCAGGAAUGUGUGUUGCUGUGAUUCCGCUGCAGUGUGGCAACACGCCCUUUCACUGGGAAUGGUUGAUGUCCAUGCAAAGUCUGACGUUGUGUUACACCAGUGCUUUACCCUGGUCUACUAGUGCAGCCCUUAGCCCCGAGAUUGCAGCACUCGGACGUAAACAUCUACCUGCUCCUGUUUGCAGAGUGUGGGAUAUGGCCUCCAAACUCCUGCACAGGUUUCGGAGGAGGGUUGAAAAAUGCGGCGUUGCUGACGAAACGGGGGAAGACUUUCCUGAGAAAUCGGAGCUUUACGACGAGACGGAGGGGGUGUCCGCCCGCCUCAGCGGGACUCUGAGUUUCGGCGACGCGGGCGGAGUUGAAGAGGACGGGGCCCCAGCAGAUAUGGACAGUGACCCUGACUUCCUGUGUAGCUUUGAGAGUGAUGAGCUUGAACGGGCAGAGAAUCCCCUGGGUGAGCUUAAACACUGCAAUCUGCUGACGAAGCAGCUUCAGGAAAGUUGGAAGAAGGCCAGAGUGAAGUUUAUUGAAGAGAAGCUGAUUUUUGAGGUCACGAGUGCCAAUGUCAUCCAGGAGUCAUCUUCCAAAUACGUGGCCUACACCAUACACGUAAUAAGGUCGGGCUGUUUUGACGAAGACAAGGCACUGAUUACUCGGCGGUACACUGAUUUUGCAAAGUUGAAUGAAACACUCCACAAGCAUUUCAGAGAGGAUAUGGGCAAGGUCGUCUUUCCAAAGAAGAAAAUACGGAAAAACUACACACACGAAACCAUUGCAAAACGCAGUCGGGCUUUCGAACAGUAUCUCCAGCAUAUCCACUCAAUUGCAGACAUUCGCAGGUCCAAAAUAUUUUUGGAAUUCUUUUACCUUCGAGAUUUAAUAGUGGGUCAAGGAUUAUUACGGGGCGGCAUGUGUGAGGACGCUAUGGAGACGUUAAUCAAUGCUCUUCACUUGCAGCAGAAGUUGUGCUCCUGUGAUGCAAGCCAUUUACUUUUCACUCUGGCUUCUAUUUCUGUGUGUUACCAAGAGCAGGAUCUCCUCGAGGAGGCCCAGGCUUACUGUGAGCGGGCCUUGCAAACUAUAGAAAACCAGGAAAAUCAUCCUUUACUUGUGCCUUUACUACAUUCCAAUAUCAGGCUCUCGUGGAAAAUAGCUAAAGACAAACGCCAAUCUGAAGCAAGACUCCAGCAGGUCCAAGAGGCUGGCGUCGAUGUUUUAAACCAACCUACUCUCAAAGAACAUCUUAUUAAAUAUUUUUCAGAAUGAAUUAGACACUGCUUCAUAAAACAGGGUAAAAACAAAUACUUGCAUUUAUAUAGUGCCUUUCAUUACUUCAGAACACUUCAAAGCACUUUACAGCCAAUGAACAGCUUCUGAAGCAUCACCAUUCUUGUAAUGUAAAACACACUGCAGAGUAAACCCCACAAACUGCUGUGAUAUUGACCAGCUAAUGUACUUGAAUGUGUGUAAUUGUCAAAUUAAACUAGGACAGAAGGGAACCUCCCUCUUUGUCUUCAGUGUAAUGGUACAGGUUAUUUUACAAUACCAGUCAUUACAGGAUCAAUAACCAGUUUAUAGGUCUGGUUGGUGAAUUCAUCUACAGUUAUUGAGGGUGAAUCAGAGUCUACUAAACCUAAAGCAGAGGGUGACUAUUUCCCCAUCUUGCUUAGUUUAGUAAGGAGUCCUUUAUGAACUUUGGAUAAAGAAAGUUGUGGAUUUUACUGAGACAGCCAGAAUUUGUUAGCAAACUUAGUGCCUACAAGUCAUUGGUUUAUGGCUCUAUUGUUUAACUUUUCCAGUUCUAACCUAUCAAGAGGCAAUAGAGCCGAAGACACCAAGAGGCAAGAGGGAAUUAAAUUCCGUGGAAUACAAGGAUCAGAACUGUGGUUGGAGGUCUUACUGAAAUGAAUAAACAAAAUCUCAGUCUCAGCUGAGAAAUUUGGAAUUGACUUGGCCUGAGCAGCUUUUUCUGGAGAAAGAAAGAAUUCCUGAUUUCCAGAACCCUUGGUAAGGAAGUACUUCCUGACGUCAUGUCUAUGCUCUGAAUUUUAGGUUUAUGCUCUUUUUAUGGAUUUGCCUCCAGAAAACUUCUGUCUAGCCAAUCAAAUCUUAUGAUUCUUUUCUCAUGACCAGCCUGGGAGUGUGUUCCUUAUUGUGUAGUUAGGUGAUGGAUUAGCCCUGCAUCAUUGCUCAUAAAUGGGACCAGCAGAAGAUUAAAGAAUCAUAGAUGAUUGCUUUCAUAUUUUGAACACUUGUAUCCUGAUCAGACAAAUCUUUAGUUAUUCUGAAUAAAUUGCUUUAGAAUUUGCAAUGGGCCCACAGCUGCCAAACCACCAAUUUUCUUUAUUAAGUUUUCAUGGGCAUUUCUUAGUUGAGGGAUUAUAUUGGCUUGCUCAGGAUAGAGUUAAUAUGUACCUCCAGUGUAAACUGUUCUUAACAAUGACACUACAACAGAUUAUAAUGUUAUGUGGAACAGUCACGACAUGACAUGUGAUUUGUAUAUUUUGGUAUCGUGAUCGUCUAGCCGCUGCCACUGAAGCAGUUUCCAGUAUAUCCAACUUUUAAGAUUAUGAACCAAGGAUAAAUUUAAUUCCCAGCAAAGUACUUGACUUAACAAUAGUUCUGAUCCUUGAUUCCUGUAACGGUACCACUUGAAACAAAAAUGCAAAGCUCAGCAACUUAUUUACUGCUGGAGGUGGAGAUAACUGAUGCCAUUCCAUUAUUCAGAGAAUGACCAAAAUGGCCUCAUCUCAAUUAUCAUUUCUCUCUCAAUCAACAAAAAUCAUUGAUUUGAUCACUUAUUUUUGUGGGAUCUUGCUGUUAUAAAUUCUUUCCAAUUUGCCUAAAAUUACAAAAUGUUUUAGACUUCCUUGGAAUAUAAAUAGCAUUAUGUAAAAGGUUCUUUCUAAACUCAGAUGUGUUGGGUAAGCUGAUGAGUAACUUUAGCUUUAUCUGAACAGUAUUUUAAAAGAGCAUCAUAACUUAAAAAUGCUGCAACAAUAUCUGAAGAGAAGAUUACAUUAUUCUGUUGACUAUUUUUGAAAAACAUACGGAUAGAAGUUUGAAUUUUAUAAAGUACAGUGGCAGAUUUAAAUAUUUUAAAAGAUUUCAAUGGAAUAUAUUUUGCUGUUUACAUUGGAUAUUGAAUCUUGUUUUAAUCAUUUAUGUGAACUGUAAUUAACAAGUUAUGAAAUAAAAGGGAUUCAUGUGAUCUCAACAAAACAUCUGAAACACUUAAGUGGAAGCAGAGUGAUCCAAGAUAUGUAACGGGAUGUGUCUCAAAAAUCAAUGCAUGUUGAUUUAUCUGGGUGUUAAAACAAUUUUCUGGGACCAAAUACCAUGAUUUUGCGCACAAUAAUAAUGGUAUUUAAAAAGCUCAAUUGCAUUGGUGAGACAUUUCCCAAAAUUAAAGGUGAGUCUUCAAUGGGUAGGACAUGCCCUUAUACGGAGACAAUCGGGCAUGCGCAGUAAACUUAAAUAGUGCAAGUGAUAUUGAAACGUAUUUUUCGCUCUCUUACUCCACAUGGAUUAGGUUCACCUGUAGGUUAUAAGAAUACUCUGGAUUUAUUUAAAGGGCCAAACUUAACAUGAACUGCUACCGUGAAAUCCAAAUGCAUGCAUCUUCCUGGAAGAAGAUGCAUUCUAAAUCUUUAUAGUUAAUAACUGCUUCCAACAUUACCCUCCUCCCACUCCACCACCACCAUAAUCAAUCAUCUCUCUACCCAAUGGUCUCCAGUGCCAAACAACACUCACCUCCUGCAAUGAUCAUCUCCACAGUGGGAUUCUCUUCUACACAUGCUCCCACACAUGCUUACUUUUAAGUGGGUUAUAAUUUCUAGGCCCAUGUAUCCAACAUUUGCUGUGAGACUAGUAAGCAGUUACUGAUCCAAUUUCAUAUGUAUCACGCUGUACAAGAGGAUUGAUGUACUAUUAUACAUUCUUCAUGCUGCUUUAAUGUGUAAAGGUGAUAAAAUAUAGGAGUAAGGCUCAGGUAGUGACCUGAUAUCAUUCAGCACUGGUUAAUUGGCCCCAUGCACAGAACACUCAAUCAGCAAUUGUUUCAUUGCGGCUGAAUUUGUUCAGCUGUAUGUUAUUUCAUCUGUCACAUUUUUAAAACGUCUCUGUAACUAUCCAGCUCAAAUAGAAAUCAAUGUUGGAUAUAAAAAAAAGAGGUAUUAAAAGCAAAAUGAAAAUCUUUCACAAGAGAAGGUGGAUACUGUGCACUUGCUUUGAACAAGUGGUUUCAUGUAAAGGGUGCAGAUUCAUAAAUAACUUCCCAAUGAAGUGGCUAUAUACUUAAAAGAAAAAUCUACAAGACUAUGAAGAAAGAGUAGGGGAGCUCGAUUAAUUAGACAGUUUCUUUAAAAUACUGGGGCUGAUACAAAGGAUUUCUCCAUUAUAUGAUAACAGAACUAGUGUUAAAGAUCAGACCAGGUUCU